Messenger RNA from Tachysurus fulvidraco (yellow catfish), 1652 nucleotides. RefSeq lists its product as uncharacterized. NCBI's taxonomy places the organism in Eukaryota, Metazoa, Chordata, Actinopteri, Siluriformes, Bagridae. The coding region runs from base 239 to 1297 and encodes 352 amino acids. The record is from RefSeq and is a predicted model, not a curated record. The transcript is spliced from 3 exons. Gene Ontology annotation, molecular function: hydrolase activity, acting on carbon-nitrogen (but not peptide) bonds, in cyclic amidines; zinc ion binding.
CACUACUGAUCAGGACUUCAGGAUACAUCCUACAAUAGAAAACUUACAAGAAAGUUUAAAUAAAGAAAAAACAAGAGAUCCAGAUCCAGACGAACCUGCAGGACUGACGGACAGCAUUACAGGCUGUCAUGUAGCGCUGAAAUCCCCGCAGGACUCUAAUCCAAAAACAUCCUUGUUUCCGGUUCCUCUUUCUUAUCCCUGCCCUCCAUCUUGGGCAAAAAAAAAAAAAACAGACCAAAUGGAUUCUUUGGAUCGUUGUUCCCAUUUUUUACCACCAGGGGGCGGUCCAACACCACCAACCAAGCCGUUGUGUUCAUACAGAACUGCUCCAUCAACAAACUCAGAAAGGACAAAAGGCCAGGAGAAUGACAUGUGGAUUUUCAUCAGUGAAGAUGGUUGUGUAACCUAUACUAAUACGCCUGAAAAAAUUACUUUAGAUUUAUUUACAAAACAUUUUAAUAAUGAACCAUUAUAUAAUAAAAAAAAUAAAUCUAAUGAACCAUUUUUGAAAAUAAUGGGUAAGACGAACUUACCCAUCAAGAAGUUAAAGAAAAACAAACAUAUACAAAAAUUAUUUAGUAUUAUAAUCACUGAAAUAAAUAAUGAUUUAAUUACAGAGACAAAUGAAGAAGAAAGUAUGAAUUAUGAGAUUGAAUUAAUCGGUCCCUUUGGUCGAAAGCGUAAAAAACACAGUGAGGACCUCUUAAUUAAAAAACUUAAGGAAAGGAAAAAUAUUUAUGCAGUUUGGAUAUACACAACAAAUAGUCCUUGUUUAGGUAGAAAAUCUCAUUUUCCCUGUUUGUAUAAUUUAAUCAAUUACGCAAAAAAUCAUAACAUUAAAAUGUACAUCGGUUUCUCAAAAUAUUAUAUUUUUAGCAAAGACAUGUAUAAAUUUAUUAAAAAUCUGGAAGAAUUGAGAAACUGGAAUCCUUACCAUAAAUUUCAGGUUCAAUUCAAUAUUACAGAAUUCAAAUUUAAAGCAGCCCGUAAUAUAAUAAAGAACAUUAUUUCUGAAUAUUCAUCCUUAGAAAUGACAUACAGCGAGUGGCAUCAGACAGGAUCAGAAACAUCAGUAGAGUUUGAGUCCACACUGAGAAAAGAGUUGAUGGAGAGCUCUGAUGAAGAGUUCAAUAACAUUACAGAGGAGUUUAAGAUAUGGUGGACUCUAAGUGUAGAUGAAAAUCUAAACAGACAUGUACUCCCAUCCGUUUUUGAACACAUCCAGGGUCUUUAUCCUAAUCUGGAGUUUUUCCAGGUUGAUUUGGAGCAAAUCUUGAAUUUGGCUAAUGAGGAAUAGUUAAACCAGCUGCAGGGUAUUAAGCACUACCCUGUGUUUGUCCCAUUAGCUUAUAUGAGCACUACUACUACUACUACUACUACUACUACUACUACUACUACUACUACUACCAAUACUACUACUCAUUGAGGCAAAAAAAAAAUAUUUUUUAUUGUUAUAGAUGUUAAAAAAAUAGAUUUUACAGCUUUUUAAUUAAUAUAUUUUAAUUGCUUGUGUAUAUAUAUAUAUAUUGAUUGUUAUACAUAUAUAUAGUGAAUAGAAAUUUUUGGAGUGGAGUAAAUGCCAUACUGUAUCACAUGUAACUGCCAUACAACGUGCCAAUAAAUUUCUGCCCACUGCUCCGGGUGUAUGUUCA